Molecule: messenger RNA, 1371 nt
Organism: Thlaspi arvense
Lineage: Eukaryota; Viridiplantae; Streptophyta; Magnoliopsida; Brassicales; Brassicaceae
Source: the annotation of a GenBank genome assembly
UUAGAAUUGAAGCAAAAGGUUUGGUAAGGGUACAAUCGUAAAUCAACGAACCAAUGUCUGGUCCCCAUAAAUUGCCCUGCUAAGGCCAUUCCUUCACUCACUCACCCCAUUCCAAAAUCAUUCUCUGUAGCACUCAAGUCGUACUAACGCAUUCCCCACUCACUCGUUUGAAACAAAUGGCGACGGAGAAAAGCAAGAUUCUGGUGAUCGGAGGAACUGGUUACAUCGGAAAGUUCAUCGUCGCAGAAAGCGCAAAAACCGGCCACCCAACAUUCGCUCUCGUCAGAGAAGCCUCUCGCUCCGAUCCCGCCAAGGCCAAAAUCGUCCAGAACUUCAAAGAUCUCGGCGUCACAAUACUUCACGGAGACGUGAACGAUCACGAGAGCCUAGUGAAGGCAAUAAAACAGGUCGAUGUGGUGAUAUCGACCAUAGGAAGCAUGCAAAUCUUGGAUCAGACCAAGAUCAUUUCCGCCAUUAAAGAAGCUGGUAACGUCAAGAGAUUCUUGCCGUCUGAGUUUGGUACAGACGUAGACAGAACAAGUGCGGUUGAGCCGGCGAAAUCGGCUUUCGCAGUGAAGAUUGUGAUCAGGAGAGGCAUAGAAGCAGAAGGGAUACCAUACACUUACGUUGUGAACAAUUGUUUCGCCGGUUAUUACUUGCCUACGUUGGUUCAGUUCGAGCCUGGUCUCACUUCUCCUCCUAGAGACAAAGUCACCAUUUUGGGCGAUGGAAAUACCAAAGCUGUGAUCAACAAGGAGGAUGAUAUUGCUGCUUACACGAUCAAAGCAGUGGAUGAUCCAAGGACUCUUAACAAGAUCCUCUACAUCAAUCCUCCUAAGAACACUUUGUCGAUGAAUGAAAUGGUUAGCCUUUGGGAAAGCAAGAUCGGAAAGUCUCUUGAGAAGACUCACAUCUCAGAGGAACAAGUGCUUAAAAGCAUCCAAGAGUCUCCGGUUCCCAUAAAUGUUCUUCUGUCGAUAAACCACUCGGUGUUUGUGAAGGGAGAUCAGACCAGUUUUACUAUAGAGCCUUCGUUUGGUGUUGAAGCCUCUGAGCUUUACCCUGACGUCAAGUACACUAGCAUUGAGGAGUAUCUCAGCCACUUCGUUUGAGAUCUUUCGUAAAAUUUACCACGACAAAAUUACCUGAGUUUCGUACUGUAACAAUAAACAAAAAGGGGAUUCUUGUCAAUGAGUGAAAAAUGUGUGUGUUGUGUAUGCUUGUGUGCUAAUCACAGAGUUUCAGUAAAACGUGAAUUUGUAUCCUUAAAUAUUAUUUACAAACCCUUAAAUCCAAACGAAUCAAGAAGACUAGAUACUUUUCUCAGAUUUAGGGAAAGCUUGAGACAGACGCACCUGAGGCUUAUUAUCG